ACUUACCAUUUAAAAAUAAAGUGUACACAUACAUUUUGUUUUAAGAAAAUAGAGUGUACAGUACAUUGUAUUUUAGAUUUCCAUUAGAAACGCUGCUUCUGACCGGCACCCUGUUCCAAUUUUUAUCAUUCAUGAGCUUUUCAUAAAACCUACAAAACCGAAUAUUCCCAUAAUUGCAACACACAAACAUACAUCAGCUGAAUAGAAUGUGACCAUAUUAUUAUCAGGGCAGGGUGCUGUGCUUCUCUUAGCUAGGUUUAAAUUGCUUUCGAUUAUAAAACGAUAGCAACUUGAGAUCAAGCCUGUAAUGUAUUCGUUAUUAUAAUUAGUAACCGAAGUGAUUCGCAUAUUUACAAACAUCUACACUCACACCCUCAGUGUAAUGCAACUAGGUUCAUUGUUUUUAGUCCUAACUCCGUUAUAUCACAGAUCGUCUUUUACAAAUCACCGCAUACUUCUAUGAAAUGAUUGAUAUUUUCAAUGAUGGAAGUCAAAAACUACCGAUUUUCAUGGAUUAAUCCAUUCAUUUUUAGGAUUUUUCUCAUUUAUUUUUAAAUUUGAAGACGACUAAAAGUAAUCAGAAAUAUCAGUUGUUUUUCCUCGAAGAAACUUUUCUAUUAAUGAAGUAAUAUAUUUUUUGCUUAUUUAUUCGCAAAAAAUUAAGAACAAUGAUCGUAUUAAUGAAUAACUGACAUCAGUGAUGUGCUCUUCUAUUGUUUUUUAAAUCUUAGAAAUCUAUUAUUUAUUUGAUUCUUAUUCCUUUUUUUUCAUUCCGUUCAGUUCUAGGCUAUGCAUUAGGUGAACGUUUAAUUGAUAUUCACCAAAAUGCUCGAUGGAAACCGAACGGUGUCACUGUAGCUGGAGGAAAUGGUAAAGGCGCUGGAAUCAAUCAACUCUCGAUGCCAUCGGGCUUGUAUGUUGAUGAUGAACAAACGAUCUAUGUGGCUGAUAGAGAGAAUCAUCGUAUUGUGGAAUGGAAAUCAGGUGCGACGAGUGGCCGAGUAGUUGCUGGUGGAAAUGGAAUGGGAAGUAAUGCAAAUCAAUUAUAUCAACCAUUUGAUGUGAUCGUCGACAAAGAAAGCGAUAGUCUCAUUAUCUGCGACCAAGGCAAUAAAAGAGUGGUUCGAUGGCCUCGUCGAAAUGGAAUAAGUGGAGAAACCAUCAUCUCUAACAUUUUUUGUAGAGGUUUGACAAUGCACGACGAUGGAUCUCUCUAUGUCAUUGACAAUGAAAACUCUGAAGUAAGACGAUAUCGACGAGGGGAAUCUCAAGGAACCGUAGUUGCAGGUGGUCAUGGAAGUGGACAUGAUCCCAAUCAACUCUUUGAACCACAAUACAUUGUCGUCGAUAAAGAUCAUGCAGUGUAUGUCUCUGAGCACGGACAAUCACGUGUGACGAAAUGGGUGGAAGGUGUAGAAGGACGCAUUAUCGUGGCUGGUGGCAAUGGAAAAGGACCUCAGCUUAUGCGCAUGGUAUAUAAUGAAGGAAUACUUGUCGAUCAAUUGGGUACUGUCUAUGUGGCUGAUCUCGGAAAUGGUCGAAUCAUGCGUUGGACAAAAGGAGCCACAGAAGGUAGCAUCGUAGUUGGUGGAAACGGCAAUGGACAAGCGUCAAACCAACUCAAUAUGCCCUACGGUUUGUCAUUCGAUAAACACGGUAAUCUCUAUGUCACCGAUUUGGGAAACCAUCGAGUUCAAAAAUUCGAUAUCGAAUUCAAUUGA
Rotaria sp. Silwood2 is the source of this 1721-nucleotide messenger RNA. Lineage: Eukaryota; Metazoa; Rotifera; Eurotatoria; Philodinida; Philodinidae. The record is from the annotation of a GenBank genome assembly.